AACUAUUCUCCUCUGGUUCCUUUAUUAUACCUUCUAUUUCAUAAUGAAAAAGAGAAAAAGGGGAAGCAGAGAUAGAAGAAGAAAGGAGCGUGUUAAGACAAAAGAUAAGGUAAUAAUUAUAAAGGGCAAAUUAUUAAAGCCAAAGAGAGGCCGGUACUUUCUUUCAAUUUUCUUUUCCUUUCCACUACAAAAGUUUGAUUAGUAUAACCUUCCAUAUUUCCAUAAUUUUGGCUCCUCCAUUCCCUUUUGGUCGCUAUAAUUAAAGUACUAAUAAUCCCAUCACCAAAAAAUUAAAAAGUAUUCCAAAUCCAAAAUCCCACCCCAAAUAUAUAUUGCUUGUUUUGUCUCCUUAUCAACACAAACAAAAUAAGCCUACCUACUCCUCUAUCUCUCUCUCUCUCUCCCUCUAUUCCAAUAUGCUGUUCAUGAGAAAGUCCCUUUCCUCCACCAAGAAGUUCUUCCACAGAACCUUUGGUAGUUUGAAGUGCCUCUUCACCGGAGGGUCCUACGAAAAGCUACCCAAAUCCCCUCCCUGCAAUCUAUUCUCCGGCAAUUCUACUGCCGCCACAACCGCCGCCGCUACCAGUGUCCUCCAAUGGGAUGCCGCCAGCUGUACCAAAAGGAGAGAGAAAAAAUCAGACGGUGAUGAUCAUCAUAUAAUUAGUACUGCUACUACUACUACAAGGAGUGCUAAUUGUCCAGUGGAGCAGAAGAAAAAUGAUCAAGCGUAUCCUAGAAAGGUGAUGAUGAUGAGUAAUAACAAAAAGUUGGGAGAUUAUUGUAGUAAAAAUAAAUAUUGUUUGGUGGAGGAGAAGCUGAAAGAGCUAGAGAUGUUGGACGUGAGCAAUGUGGACCAUGUUUUGGACAUAGAAGAGGUUCUUCAUUACUAUUCUCGUCUCACUUGCCCGGCUUACCUUGAAAUCAUUGACAAGUUUUUCGUUGACAUGUUCGCCGAGUUGUUUGCCUCCUCCACGCCGGCCCACCGCCCCAACUCCAACUCCAACUCCAGGUUCCGAUCACAAUCCUCAAUGAUCAGAUCCUAGAAUACUCUCUACAUUAUUUUCCCAAAAAGGAUAAAUCUUGAUUUAAUUUGAUUGUUUAUUAAUUAGUAACUUAAUGUUUAUGCUUAUAUAUUUGAAUUGAAGUGCUCUCUUCUUUUAAUUUGAUUCUUUCCCCUUAUUCUUGGUUUGUAAUUAGACUGUGAAUGAUUUUUUUUUUUCCGAAUAAAAAAGUUACAGGCUUAGAGUCUUAGAGAUU
Humulus lupulus (European hop) is the source of this 1257-nucleotide messenger RNA. RefSeq lists its product as uncharacterized. Bases 417 to 1043 code for a protein of 208 amino acids. The transcript has a single exon. The record is from RefSeq and is a predicted model, not a curated record. NCBI's taxonomy places the organism in Eukaryota, Viridiplantae, Streptophyta, Magnoliopsida, Rosales, Cannabaceae.